CCCUAGACGGAGACAAUUGUGAUUUUUUUGGUCGGAAAACAAUAGCGAAAUCGAAUUAUGUGGAAAACUUGUUCCCAAAUCGGGAUUUUGUUAGGGUUUCAAAUGGCGUAGAUGAGACUCGUGCAUUCAUCCAUGAUUCGUGUUCGUGAUCUCCAUGAUCUGUUGGAUGAAUCGAAUGUUUCUUGGUACAUCAUUUGAGGUAAGUAUGCGAAGUGCUCUCAUUUCGUGGUUAAUUUUUCUGGCAUUAUGAAAUGAAAUUCGCCCAGUACCCAGGAGAUUGGCGUGAUCUUAGUUACUGGGCUAGUCGAGGAAUGAUUUAUUUUCGUCGGUUUGGUGUAACAGAUCUGAAGAACGUGAAAAGGCAUGUGUGAUGGAAUGUGAAAUUUGGGAGAUUUUUGUCUGGGUGUCCCUUCUGUGGAUUGUUGAUGGAAAAUAGAUCAGAGAAUUCCUAUGGGAGUCUGAUCCCCAAAAAAUCGAGAACUUUGGAUCUUAAAAGUUUGUAUAAAUCAAAAGAGACGAAGGAGACUCUAAACAAGAACUUAAAGAGGAAGGGUAUUACUCCCAGGGUUGAUGAUGAGAAGAGGAACGAGAAGAAGAAGUCUAGGAAGGAAGUGUCUUUAAGGAGCUUAGAAAAUGCUGACAGUGGGGCCAAAAAGAUUGUUGAUGAACAACGUCAAGUAGAGCAAAGUUCAGGUAAACAGGAUUUGCGUGAACUGAAGUUCGGGCUGAGUCAGAGAUUGUGUGACACUAGUGAUUUAAAUAGAGUUUCACUUAGUCUAGAUGAUGCUGCCGUUCAUAUUCCAAAGCGAAAAAGGGGUUUUGUGGGGAGGAAGAAAUUUGCAGUUAGUCAAGGACCGAUUCUGGUAGGGCAGAAUGACUGUAAAAGUGGUCAUGGUGAUCUGAUGACUAAUCUAAGUGCUGAUGACUUGGAUGGGAGGACCGAAUCACCUCCAAACAGAAAGAGGAAUUUUGAUGAAUCUAAGGAAAACAGGAGUAGUGAUUUGAAUUUAGUUAAGAAUUUCAAGGAGAACGAAGACCCUGCCUGUUGUUCUGUUGUAAAUAAUGGUGAUGAUUCUUUGAAGAGGUCAAGGAGGGAGCAAGACGUUUUAAUUCUCGAUAAUACGUGCCUUUCCAAGCAGGCUGAUGCUUCAGUCAAUAUUAGUAAAAUAUCUGAUGAACUACAGGAAGAUGAGGAGGAGAAUCUCGAGGAGAAUGCAGCAAGGAUGCUAUCUUCAAGAUUUGAUCCCAGUUGUACAGGGUUUUCCUCUGGUAGCAAGUCUUCCACUUUACCAGCAGCAAAUGGUUUACCCUUUUCGCUAUCUUCUGAUCAAAAUCAUGUUUUUCAUGAGGUGAAGUCUUUGUCAGAUGCUGAAUUGGGAUCUGCUGAUACUGCUUCUAGGGUCUUGAGGCCAAGGAAUCAACAUAAAGAAAAAGGUAACUCUAGGAAGAGGCGCCAUUUUUAUGAAAUUUUCUUGGGUGAUUUGGAUGCAUAUUGGGUAUUGAACCGGAGAAUUAAGGUUUUUUGGCCUCUAGAUCAAAGCUGGUAUGAUGGACUUAUCAAUGACUAUGACAAAGAAAAAAUGCUUCACCAUAUCAAAUAUGAUGAUCGUGAUGAAGAAUGGAUUGAUCUUCAAACUGAAAGGUUCAAACUCCUGUUACUUCCCAGUGAAGUGCCAAGAAAGGUUGUGGGAAAAAGAGCUGUAAUGAGAAGCAAAAGAUCUGACGAGCAAAGGAGAAGCAAGCCUAGACAAGAAAGACGAAGAGAACUGACUACAAAGAAUGACAACUGUGAUGGAAACUGUAUGGAUUCUGAGCCUAUAAUUUCUUGGCUGGCUCGAACUUCUCGUCGGGUUAAAUCCUCUUUCCAUGGCAUGAAGAAACAGAAAAAUUCUGCUACAGUUUUGAAUUCAGCCCCAACCUUGUAUGAGGAACCUGCUGGAGUACAGGGAUGUUCAGAGAAGAGUUUCUGGGAAGGUGGUGGAAGUAACCUUCCCAGCGAUUCCGUAUUGCAAGAUAAAUUAGGUAAUAGCUAUAGUGAGAAUUCCUCAUUGCCUAGGGCUGCUUGCCCUAAAGAUGGCAAGACACCUAUUGUAUACUUUAGAAGGCGAUUUCGCAGGUCCCCUCCUAUGUGUCCUGUGUCUGAAGAGAAAAAAGUUACAGUAAUCGCACCUGGUUCCAGUUACUUUAACCCUGUUUUUGGCCGGGCUGGUGAAGUAAAAGAAGCAGAUGAUAGGAGCUUUGAGAUUGAUGGGCCUUUGCAGUUCACUUACAGUGCAGGGGUAUUGAAAAUAUGUUUUCUUGACACACAGUCAGCAGCAUUCAAAUUUGACUUUAACUUUCCAGUGCAUUUGGUGAUAAACAGCUCAUUUGAAUGGCAAAAUUUGCAGUUACUUCAUACUGCAGUGCUGCUGCAGCAUGGUACUCUGAUGGUGAAGUGGCCAAGAGUUCAUCUGGAGAUGCUUUUUGUGGAUAAUGUGGUUGGGUUGAGAUUUCUGUUAUUUGAAGGUUGCUUGAAGAUGGCCGCAUCCUUUGUCUUUCUGGUCCUUAGGGUAUUUCAUCAACCUGCUGACCAAGGGAUGUAUUUGGACUUGCAGUUGCCAGUUACAUCUAUAAGAUUCAAGUUUUCAUGUUUAUACGACUUAAAGAAGCAGCUUGUGUUUGCAUUUUAUAACUUCUCCAGAGUGAAGAAUUCAAAUGGAUGUACCUAGAUUCUAAACUCAAGAGUCGUUGUCUGCUCAGUAAGCAGCUCCAUAUCUCCGAAUGCACAUUUGAUAAUGUCCAGGCCCUUCAAAAUGGAUCAAGCCGGUUCUCUAUUACUUCUACUGGCAAGUCAUCCUCAUUCAAGGUCAUGCAGAAGAGAACUAGGCAAGGAAUUAAUAUGAUGGGUAUUUCUAAAGAGUCCACCAAAGUCCGUGCUAAUCACUGUUUUGAUUCUGCCAAUCAGAAGCUUCCUCCAUUUGCUCUUUCUUUUGCUGCUGCGCCUACAUUUUUUAUUAGUUUGCACCUUAAGCUGCUGAUGGAGCGAUCUGUAGCUCAUCUAAGCUUUUGUGAUCACAUGCCACUUGCUGAUCAAGAAAGCUCUGGUCUCAUGACGGAUGGCUGCUGUGGCCUUGA
This is a messenger RNA of Neltuma alba, 3114 nucleotides long. RefSeq lists its product as uncharacterized. The transcript has 2 exons. Lineage: Eukaryota; Viridiplantae; Streptophyta; Magnoliopsida; Fabales; Fabaceae. The record is from RefSeq and is a predicted model, not a curated record. Bases 426 to 2708 code for a protein of 760 amino acids.